UUUACCAGACACCCUUCCUCAAAAUUAGGGCUCCCAUCUCUGUCUCUCCGUCUCUAUGUUUCUGUUUCUGUCUCAUCGUCAUAUCCUUUUUAGGGUUUGCACAAUUCUUCUCUCUCUCCUGGGCCAUGGGAGGUUAAUUAAUGAGAGAUAGAAAGAACAAUCCAUUGAUCCCAUGGGUACCUGCUUCUCUCUUCAGGCCAAGGGAUAUCUCUUGAAGAGAACCAAACGCCCCAAACCCUUACCGGAGAAGAGUAACGAUUCCUCGGCCUCGGAGACACAGCAGCAGCAGCGAUCGGAGAGAUCAAAGAGCCGAAUCUCUCGUCAGCUAACAAUCUUGAAAGAACCCAUCUUGAAAGAACCGUCGGGCGAUGACGUCUACAAACGGUACGAAUUUGGGAAGGAGCUGGGGAGGGGAGAGUUCGGGAUCACGUACAAAUGUGUGAACACAGAAACAGGGGAAACCCUAGCGUGCAAGAAGAUAUCGAAGAAUCGGCUGAAGACGGAGGUCGAUGUGCAGGAUGUGAGGAGAGAGGUGGAGAUCAUGAUUCAUUUGCCUUCUCACCCUAACAUUGUCAAGUACAAGGAGGUCUACGAGGACAGAGAUGCUGUUUAUCUUUUGAUGGAGCUCUGUCAGGGAGGAGAACUCUUCGAUCGCAUCGUCGACAGAGGCCAUUACACCGAGAGAGCUGCUGUCACCAUCCUCAAGACCAUUGUCCAGGUCGUCCAGAUAUGCCACAAACAUGGAGUAAUGCACAGGGACCUUAAACCAGAAAACUUUUUAUAUGCAAGUGUUAGUGAAAAUGCUCCACUGAAGGCAAUUGAUUUUGGCCUUUCCAUGUUUUUUGAGCCUGGUCAGCGUUUCAGUGAAAUUGUAGGAAGCCCAUAUUACAUGGCUCCUGAAGUUCUUAAACGUAACUAUGGACCGGAAAUAGAUAUAUGGAGUGCAGGUGUUAUUCUGUACAUUUUACUAUGUGGAGUUCCUCCUUUUUGGGCAGAAACUGAAGAAGAAAUUGCACAUAGCAUUGUCCGGAGCAAGCUAAAAUUUGAGAGGGAUCCUUGGCCGAAGGUUUCUGAAGAUGCUAAGGAGCUUGUAAAGGGCAUGCUCGAUCCAAAUCCUUACAACCGUAUGACAAUUGAAGAAGUCCUAGAACAUAGAUGGAUACAGAAUGCGGAUGAAGCCCCAACUGUUCCCUUGGGAGACAUUGUCAGAACAAGAAUAAAGCAAUUCUCCUUGAUGAAUAAGUUCAAGAAGAAAGUCCUCAGAGUUGUAGCAGACAACUUGCCAGAUGAACAAAUAGCUGGAAUCAAAAAGAUUUUCAAUAUGAUGGACACUGACAAAAAUGGGAAACUUACUAUUGAAGAACUCAGAGAUGGGCUCAAGAUGAUUGGACAACCUGUCCCUGAUACAGAUGUGGAGAUGUUGAUGGAGGCUGCGGAUGUUGAUGGAAGUGGCACCCUAAGCUGCGAAGAAUUUCUAACAAUGUCAGUGCACCUUAGAAGGAUCAACAAUGAUGACCAACUGCAUCAAGCUUUUCACCACUUCGACAAGAAUGCGAAUGGGUACAUAGAGGUUGAAGAGCUGAGAGAAGCCUUCUUAUAUGACAACCUUGGUACGGACAAUGACCAGAUCAUAGAGGACAUCAUAUUUGAUGCUGACACAGAUAAGGAUGGGCAGAUCAGCUUCGAAGAGUUUAAGGCGAUGAUGAAAAGCGGCAUGGAUUGGAAGAUGGCUUCUCGGCAGUACUCGAGGGCAAUGCUACAAGCUCUUAGCCUCAAAUUGUUCAAAGACAAAUCUUUGGAGUUGAAAGAUUAAAUGUACAUUAUAAGGUAAUGCAAAUAUGAGCUUCCUUACAAUCUCUCUUCUUCUUGUUGCAAAUUAAAACAAUCAAAUAUUCCAAAAAAAAAAAAAGGCAAUGACACCC
Messenger RNA from Cornus florida, 1922 nucleotides. RefSeq names its product calcium-dependent protein kinase 24. Gene Ontology annotation, biological process: intracellular signal transduction; peptidyl-serine phosphorylation; protein autophosphorylation. Bases 173 to 1813 code for a protein of 546 amino acids. The record is from RefSeq and is a predicted model, not a curated record. Lineage: Eukaryota; Viridiplantae; Streptophyta; Magnoliopsida; Cornales; Cornaceae. Gene Ontology annotation, molecular function: calcium ion binding; calcium-dependent protein serine/threonine kinase activity; calcium/calmodulin-dependent protein kinase activity. The transcript has 8 exons. Gene Ontology annotation, cellular component: nucleus; cytoplasm.